CGCAUUUCAGAUCUUGGGAUUGAGGUCCCGAGGUGGGACUUCUAAAAGACGAAAAUGGCCUCGCACCGGCUGCGGCCGUGCGUGGGCAGGCUGUUUGGGAUGGGACCAGAGCUGGGGAGCGGAAGACGAGCUUACAGCGCGUUCCAGGCCUUCACGGAGGUUCUACGGCUGCCGAGCAAGCAGCUGACGAAGCUGGUCUUCCCGCUGCAAGAACUCCAUGGGCAUUUCGUCCCGGGCUCGAGGCCAGACCUUCACCUGAAUAUCUUCCACCCGAGCCUGGAGGACAUCGCGCGGGCGGAGAGCUUCUUCACGGCCUCCGCCCGAAACCGCAUAGAGUACCUCUCCUCGGCGGUGCGUCUCGACCACGCCCCGGACCUUCGCCGCCCGGAGGUAUGUUUUAUAGGCAGAAGCAAUGUUGGAAAAUCCUCUCUAAUAAAGGCCUUGUUUUCACUUGCCCCAGAGGUUGAAGUUAGAGUCUCCAAAAAACCGGGCCAUACAAAGAAAAUUAAUUUUUACAAAGUUGGAAAAUACUUUACAUUGGUGGACAUGCCAGGUUAUGGCUAUAGAGCACCUGAAGAUUUCGUUGACAUGGUAGAAACCUACCUAAAAGAACGAAAGAAUUUGAUGAGAACAUUUUUAUUAGUGGAUAGUGUUGUUGGAAUUCAAAAAGCAGACAAUAUUGCCAUAGAAAUGUGUGAAGAAUUUGCAUUACCUUAUGUGAUGGUAUUAACAAAAAUUGACAAAUCUUCCAAGGGACAUCUUUUAAAACAAGUGCUUCAGAUCCAGAAAUUUGUUGACACUAAAACACAAGGAUGUUUUCCUCAGUUGUUCCCUGUAAGGAGGAAGCAUCUUCUGCUCUCACACCCUCAUCCCACUGAAGCUGCGGGCAGACUGGCCAUCUCCUACCAGAGAGGCAGAACUCCAUGAGGAUUAAAUCUGUCUUACACAUAGUGGCAUCUGCAGGUGAGCAUACCACAGAUACACCUGAUACUUUUCGAAUAAAAGGAUGGAAUGGUGAAGAGUAAAUCCAAUUGACUAAAUUUACUUCCUCCCGAUGAUACAUAUAUUUAGCUCUGUCCAAUAAAAGUAGCUAACAAAACUGCAAUUUUAGUCCCCAGGGUACCGGACAUUAAAAAGGCUGACUAUAUUCUUUCGCCUUAAAAGAUAACAGAAG
Messenger RNA from Capra hircus (goat), 1174 nucleotides. RefSeq names its product GTP binding protein 8 (putative) (gene GTPBP8). NCBI's taxonomy places the organism in Eukaryota, Metazoa, Chordata, Mammalia, Artiodactyla, Bovidae. The record is from RefSeq and is a predicted model, not a curated record. Gene Ontology annotation, cellular component: mitochondrion. The transcript is spliced from 6 exons. Bases 55 to 927 code for a protein of 290 amino acids. Gene Ontology annotation, molecular function: GTP binding.